Messenger RNA from Zootoca vivipara (common lizard), 29573 nucleotides. The record is from RefSeq and is a predicted model, not a curated record. NCBI's taxonomy places the organism in Eukaryota, Metazoa, Chordata, Lepidosauria, Squamata, Lacertidae.
AGCGCGCGUGACGCGAGCGAGAGGGUGGGCGGGGACAAAAAAAGAGGAGAGAUUGCUGUGGUUGUCGGGCCGGGUUGGGGUUUCUCAUGACAAAAGUUCUGCGCCGAGGGCAGCCGGGGAGCGCGUGCCCUUCGUGGCCGGCAGUUUCUUUCCAUUUGGGACUUCCUUCAUGCUGACAUGGUAACGACAGGUUGGCUUUCACCAACAGGUGAACGGAGAGAUUUGGUCAAAAGAGGUAACCUGCUCUUAAAAUCUCAGUUUGGGGGUUCAAUGUAUAUUUGAUUAUUAUAUAUUGGAUUAUACUCUGGAAAGUCCCAGUAGUGGAUGUGGGGGUUGUUUUCGGAUUCUGUUGUUUUCAAAUUCUGCAUGUGAUUAUACAGGUAGUACUCCUUACUGUUUAAAGGGACCCAGGUGGCACUGUGGUUAAACCACUGAGCCUAGGGCUUGCUGAUCAGAAGGUCGGCGGUUCGAAUCCCUGUGACGGGGUGAGCUCCCGUUGCUUGGUCCCAGCUCCUGCCAACCUAGCAGUUCGAAAGCAUGUCAAAAUGCAAGUAGAUAAAUAGGAACCGCUACAGCGGGAAGGUAAACGGCCUUUCCAUGUGCUGCUCUGGUUUGCCAGAAGCGGCUUUGUCAUGCUGGCCACAUGACCUGGAAGCUAUACGCCGGCUCCCUCGGCCAAUAAUGCGAGAUGAGCGUGCAACCCCAGAGUCGGUCACGACUGGACCUAAUGGUCAGGGGUCCCUUUACCUUUACUAUUUGAACAGCUGACAAAUGUAAAUGAACGCAAUGUGUCUCAGUGUUAUCUGUGAAAUACAGUAAUAAACGAGAGAAUGUAUAUUAACCUUCUGUUUUAAUCUGUGCUUUAGAGUAUUAUGGAGUUAGAGUGUGAGUUGGAGUUGUGGGUAACAUGCUGCUAAAUUCUCACCACUCAUGUUUGGUAGUUUAUUCUCCGUAUCUUACAGCACUCCCUCUGUAAAAAAUAAGAAUUAUUAGAGUUUAAAUGAGUGCAUGUUAGACACUAAUGCCUUCCUGUGUUUUUGUAAAAUACUGUUAGUCCCUGAAAUUGUUCCAUGCUGUGGUCUUGAAAAUCCUGUUCAUUAAAUGAUAUGGGUGGUAAUUAACUAAGUUUCGCUCAGAGUAGACCUAUUGAAAUUAAUGACUAUGUAAAGUCAACUAAUUUUAAUUGGUCUUCUUUCAUUGAAACCUAGUUGAAUACCUUUCUGUGCAUUUCUGCUGCAUGAAAAAGAUUCACAUAUAGUUUGUAAGUACUGUCACUGCCUAUCUUUGGAAGGCUUAGCUGACUGAUUUACAAGCCUAGUUACCUUGGUUAAGACAAGGCUGUUGUUUCUUAGUACCAAGUAUAAGUUAUGUAUUUCCAUGGCUUUACCAGGUUUGAUAUGGUGCACAACUCCACCCCCUGUGUAGCCUUUCAGAAAUGAGGACAGAAAAUUAUAGUGGUUUUGUUUGUGUUCUUCUGCAAACUCAUCUGUUCAUAUUUAAGGCAUUCCCACACUGCCAGUUCAGUAAAGCGAAAGGUUGAAAAUUAAUGUUUGAGUAAAUGGAGGAGCAACUAUGUUUUCUGGAAUUUUGUGCAAUGUGAUCUCCUUGUCUCGCCUAUGCUGGCCCAGUGGUCUGCUGAAAGAACUAGCAUGGACCAUUGUCAUUGUUUUGUGGUAUAUGGAGAUUAUCUGGAAUGAAGUGGAGCAUCUGAAACCUAAAAGAAAUCCCAAGUAGCUUUCUGUUUAUUAUCGCCACCAUUAUUUAUUUGUAUGCCACUUUUCCAUGCUGAACCAUCCUCAAAAUGGCUGACAUCAAAAAGUUUAUGUAAGAUAAUUCACUAACAAUUACAAUACAUAACAAAAUUUAAAUAGUCAUAUAAACAAUAGGCUAAUGAAAUGUUAGCAAAUAUGCAUUAAAAUUAGUCCAUUGAUAAUUCAUAAUAAGGUCCAACAAUAAAAUACAAGAACAUAAUCCAGAUAACAGCAAAAAUAAUAUGAUUAAUAUCCAAAACGGAAUCUUAAACUCACUCUUACAUUUACUUUAAUCUUUAACUUUCUGAUGGUAACAAAACUGUUUAUUGCAGAAGAUUUAUUUCUAUAAUUUAAUAUUGUCUUAAUCAUAUCACCAUUGCAUCUUCAUUGGACUUGUCAUAUUUUACUAGAAGAUGGAGGAAUUAUUAUUUAUUAAGGGUAUUCAACCUGCCUUUCAUCCCAACAUCCUAGGGGCAGGGUGCAAUAGAUUUCACUUCUAUAGUUGCUAUAAAUUAAUGCAUCUGUAUUAGAACUAUAUUUAAACUGUUUUUAAUUUGUGGAAUUGUUUUUAACGUUUUCUAAAUGGAAGUGUUUUUACGUAUCCUGCUUUAUGUUUGUAACUGUUUUACUUGUUUUAUAAUUGUAUAUUUUUAUGGUUGUAACCUGCCCAGGGACUUUAUAGUAAAGGGUAGGUAGCAAAUAAAUAAACAGACCGACGCCUUCCUUUUAAAUACAAAUAUGUAGUUUGAUACUGAUUGUGAAAUGAUUGUUUAUUUUAUUGCUUUUGUAAAGAAAAUGCCACAUUUUUAGAGUGUUCUUUGUUACACUGUAAUCACAGAGUCCUUCAAGAAGUGAUCCUCAUGAUAGAACAAGUUUCGUGCAUGGAUCACACCCUCUGUAAAAACAAAAGCCUGAAAUGGGGAUACAAAAUCCCUGUCUUACCACUGCAAGUAGGAACAGUGACCCUGCUGUUGCCUUUUUGCUGGGGACGAAGAGUAAAAUCCAAAUAUUCCUAUUAACCUGCCCAGUGGGCAACAGGAGGGGAGAAGAAUGAAUUUCUGAACUGGUUGAUAAGCAGUGAUAUCUGGUGUGCUUGGAUUGCUUUGUGUUUGGGAGAGUAACAAAAUGCUUUAAUAGAAAUUGCACCCUUUUAUUUUUAAAAAUAUGCUUUGAAAAUAUGCUUGUGUUGCGACAAAUACACAGGACUAAUUGUGAUUGGCUCUUGUAAUGCAGGAUUCUUUUAAAGAUGCACAUGUAGUAUACUUCGCUCAGUAAUAAGAGUAUAAGCAAUUUAGACGACAGAGGGCACUGUGCUGCCUAUUGUUUGUGCAUGGUGGCAAGAUGUAGAGACCACUCAGGUCACUUAGAGCCCAAGGCCAAAUGCAAGUUCUGUCUGCGAGAGGACAGCUUCCCUGUGCACUAAACAGUAUGUGACAGCAUUUCUUCUACACAUCAUGUGCUUCCACAGAGCAGCAAAUGGGAAGCCAUCUGCACCCUUCACACCCAGAAACUAACCCUGCAAGCUAGCAGAUGCUCCGUGUGUUCAUGUUUUGUGUAUGGGGUGCCGUGUAGUGGUUAGAGUGUUGGACUAGGACCUAGAAGACCAGGGUUCAAAUCCCCACUCAGUCAGGAAGCUCAGUGUGUGAUCUUGGGCCACUCACUGCAUCUCAGCCUAACCUACACCCCAAGCUGCUUGUGAGGAUAAAAUGAUGAGGGUUGGGGGAACCAGGUAUGCCGCCUUGAACUCCUUGGAGACAAAGGUGGGAUAUAAAUGCAAUCAGUCAAUAAAAUAAACCAUUGUAGGUGAAGGGAUAUGGUUAGGAAGAUCCAUAUAAUUACUGCUGGGCAUACUUACCAGUUUUGGCCAGGAAAAAGAGGUUGGCUUGAACAGCACAUUUGGAUCCACUAGCUUCUGCAAAAGCUGGGUGCAGGAUGGUCAGCUACAUCUUGAAUCCUUUACUGUAUCUGCCUCAGUCUGAUGAGUCAAGGUGAUUCUGAAGAACUUUAGGAAUGGCAUGCUAUCUUUGACAAUAAACAUCAGAAAGCUUUUCAAUGAAGAGUAGGUAUGGUGAUAAUUCUUGGCUUGUGUUUGUGGUCAUUGGUCUGGUUCAGAAAACUACAUUCCCUUCUUGUUUCUAGUUCGUACUCAUGGGAGAUUUACAAGUUCUAACACCCUGUUCAAAGGGGAGAGCUCACUCUGAAUCCUGCUUGCUUACCUUCUCUGUAUUACCUACAUUGGGCAUAAUAGCAAGGAGUAGUGUAGUGACUGUGCCAUUUCCAUGGCAAAAGAACAGCUUCCGCCUGUUUUACUUUUCUGAUUUUUAUUUCAAAAGCUCUUUUCAGGAACUUUGUAAACAUGAAUGAAAAAGUGUGUAUGUUGGGGUGGGGUGGGGAGCAAAACUGGCUUAUAUGCUGUGAGUGGCCACUGCCUUGAUUCAAAAGAAGCCUCUUGCGCCCUGAUCAUGACAUGGGUCUCAAUUACUGACUUGUAACACCACCAGUGAAUUUUCUGGGGACUCCCUGCUUCCCCUGGCUUAAGUAGUGCUUCAUGUGCAACCCUCUUCUAAAACUGUACUGAGAAAGGGCAAAGAAUUUGAGUGCCGUCAUGAAGCAGUAGCUGUGCUAUUUUCUUGGCCAGCAAUUCCAUAAACACUCUGAGCAGGUGGCAGAGGCAGAGGCGGAGCGAUAGAGAAGUACACAAAGUCACAUGCUCCUUUCAGAUGCUGCAGGCAUUCUGCUGAAUUCUCCUGGCGGGUGAGUUGCUGUUUUUCAUGGUUUUAAUAUACUGCAGCCAGUGUGCAGGCAAGAGGGUGUUUAGGAUUCUGUAAUGUAGGGACAAUCUAUUGCUUAGAGUCAGUAAGACCUUAAUUUCUGUUUUCUUAGCAUUUGGAAAAGGAGACGCUGUGUUAGGGCUUACAGAGAUCUAGGCUGGAGACGUGUGAGUAGCCUCUGAUCUAUUCUCGGUUCUGUUUGUUUGAGCUGCAGGAUCAUGAAUAAGUGGUGUGAGUUUUGUUAUGAAAAUUCUCAUCGAAGGUAGUUCAACAUGCUACUGCCCUGAAUGUUUCAAAGCAACUUUGUUAAUUAAGCUCAGUAUAUCAGCAUCGGGUUUCUGCUGAGUCUGCUUUCAAUAGGCUCUGCCUUUGUUCAGAGACACAGAUCAGCUGUGUUCCAUCUCACCCGAAUGAAAUGAAAGCCUGCAGUGUGAUUUUCUGAACUUUUUGGUGAGCAUGCAACAUUAGUAUAACAGUUUCUUAGCAGAUUAUAUUUGAACACCUGGUAAAAUAACCUGCCAUUAAAGUAAAGCACUGGCAUUUCUCUUUCUAAGUAGCUGAACACUGCCAGCAGUGACUCAUAAUAUGGUCAUUUUAAUGUGGAAGAUGAUGUAGGAUUUUAGGUGUUGCCAAUGUACUGUCUUUCUUCUUUUAGAGACUGAGCAUUAAAAUCUAAAAUUGAAGAGCAGUAUAACAUUCCAAACAGACUCAGCAGGAAAUUGUUGUUCCCACAGAGCAAUUUCACAGGUCAAGUGAAAAUGCUGAUGAAACAUCAAUUAUGAUACUUAGAGUAGCACCUUAGAGACCAACUAAGUUUGUCAUUGGUAUGAGCUUUCGUGUGCAUGCACACUUCUUCAGAUACUGAAGAAGUGUGCAUGCACAGGAAAGCUCAUACAAAUGACAAACUUAGUUGGUCUCUAAGGUGCUACUGGAAGGAUUUUUUUUUGUUUCGACUACGUCAGACCAACACGACUACCUACCUGUAAAUGAUACUUAGAGAUAUUGCCAUUGUUGUGAAAACUGCUGUAUAGUGCAUACAGCAAAGUCAUCAAAAUAUUUAGUAGUAUACAGAUGCUGGGCACAAUUGAAAACUGAUUAUCUUGGAGGCUUUGGAGGUUUACAUUACAUUAUUAUUUUUUAAGCAAUGGGUGUUAUUCAACUAGUUUUCCUCAGAGUAGAUCCACUGAAACAUGACUGAAUUGGGUCCAUUAAUUUCAAUAGAUCUACUCUGAUUUCACUAUUUAUUUAUUUUUAAGCCACCACUCUUUGGAGAAGGACAUGGGAUAUAAAUUUACAAUAGUGAUGCAGUUACUUGCAGCUGCUGUUCUUUUAAGUGUCUCUCUGUGCCAACCCAUAUAUAGGAUCUGUGCAUGGACAGGACCCACCUUUCAAAGAUGACUGUGGCAUGUGGCAUCCCUUCUGUUGACUAAAAUUUUUAGUACCCACCCAUCAACUCUAUCAAGGCAUUGGGAGUUACAGGUAGGUAGCCGUGUUGGUCUGAGUCGAAGCAAAAUAAAAAAAUUCCUUCAGUAGCACCUUAAAGACCAACUAAGUUUAUAUUUUGGUAUGAGCUUUCGUGUGCAUGCACACUUCUUCAGAUACCUGGCUACUGAAGGAAUUUUUUUAUAAGGCAUUGGGAGUAAGAUUCGCCAAUUCGAUUCCUCUUCAGAAUAAUAGAAUCAUAGAAUUGUAGAGCCCUUUAGUUGCCACAUAGUAGAGAAAGUCCUAUCCUUUCUUUUCACAGCUGGAAUUUUGUUUGUAUCUGAAACAAAACAAUCUGUAAGAUAAAGCCCUUUUCUUUGGAGUUUCAUGCAGUCCUUUCUCAUCCUCUGAGAGGAUCAACAUUUUCAUUUCAGAGAAACACUGCCCUGGUGGUGUACAGUCUUCAAGAAGCAUGCAGAGUGCUGGAGCAGAUGCCCAAUCAAAGGGUCACCAUCUGUGGUGAAUUUGGCUGGGCAAAGACCAUAUAACUGAGGCAUGCUAAAAGUUUACCAAAGAGAAAAGCAUCCAUUUGUCAAAGUUCAGAGCUGCCCUCUCUGGAAAAGCCUUUGCUGCUCUUGAAAUGACUCCACAAGGCCCUUAUAAAAAAAUUUCUUACUUAAAACACCACCACCAAAAAAUCUGGUAUUCUUGCUGUCUUCACUCUUAGUAUAACUAUAUCGCAGUCUGUUCCCACAUUCAUUACAUUUCUGAGUUGAGUAUAUGACCACGGUCAUAUUUGUAUUUAUUGACAAAAAAAGCUUCAGUCUGUUUUCCACAUGUGGCCUUGAUGCUGGCAAGAGAGCUUACUGGGAAGAGAUUAUCAUGCUGCUCUUCAGAUGGACAGAUAGGAUACACCCUGGCAGGAAAUUUUUCUCACGGGUCUUUUGUGUUGCUUUAAAAUAGGAAAUAAGAUACUAGCUUUCAGGAGUAACCAAACCUAUUUUUACAGAUGCUUCCGAGUAGGGGCAUUUUAUAUCUUCCAGUUUUUCACACUGCAGUUUGUGUGACUGCCAGUGGGCAACCACAUAUUGCAACACAACAACAGAGGACAGAGUGAGUGACCAAAGCAGGCAGGUCAGUAGCAUUAGUAAACAGCCAGCAGAGCAAGCAAGUGGGUAGGUGGGUGGCACAGGUGGGCAUUCCCUCCUGUUGUUGCUACAGGUUGAAAACAUUCUCUCCUUAGUUCACUGCCACCAGAAAGAAGUGUCCAUUUAUAAAUGCACGUUUUCUUCUGCCAGCGAAAGCGGUGCAUGCUGAAAGGGGGGAAAGCUCUCUUCUCUUCAUGCCCCUAUUUUCUGUGAUUGACAGUGACGGGGGAUCUUGGGACUAGGGUGAAAUGUUGGAGGAGGCAAGAGUUUUGGACAAACUGUGAGACAGAGAUUGGAAACAGGGUGGGUUUUGAUGGGGUGGGUUAAAGGAGCUGUAAGGAUAUGGGAGUUGUCAAGACAGUGCAGGGAUUGGCAGGGUUGGCGAGCAAAUGAGAGUCCCAAGUGCUGACAGUUGAACAUUAGUAGGACCAAAUCAUUUCAUUGUCUUCUCUGCUGCCCCAGCCUCCCAGCAUAGUAUUACAUCAUUUUUUAUUUGAUGUGUAAAUGUUUUACCCAUACAGUUGAAAAAUCUGAGAUUUCUGAAGACAAGUACAGGCUAGUGAGAUCCUGCCAUUUUUGCUGCUCCACUUCGUUCUGUGUUCACUUUUAUGACAGGUGAAGUCACUUUUAUUGGCAGCUCUUUCUUAAUACCUUUUGACAGUUAUCAGUUCCAACAUAUUUCUUGUUUUGGACUCAAAAACCAGUAACAAUGAUAGGUGUCUUUUUUGGGAGGGGGAGGGGAGAAAAAAAUACACUGCCCUGAGAAAUGUGGGAGAGCUAUUAUGCCUUACUAAUCCCUGUGAAAAUCAUUAACAGAAUGGUCUCCUGUUGUUUGCUCAGUUUUUAAUCCUCACAGUGUUAUCUAAAGUAAUCUUACUUCUGAAGAGACAAGAUUUAUAGACCGCUCUGAUUGGAGGAGGUUUGGACCUGUCUUUUGUAAUACUGCAAUUAAAUGCUUCAGACUUGAGGGGGUCUUCAUCAAACCCGCUUUGUUGCAUGAAGGAAAAGGAAUUCCCCAAACCCCUUAUUACCAGAAGAGGAAUUUUUGAAUUGUUGGCUUGAAUAUGCAUUUCUUUAUUUGAUAUAUAUAUAGAGAUAGAUAUAUUUAAAGUAUUCAUUAUCAAAAAUUUCCCCUAGAUGUAAGCAUGCUAAAAUUUCCACAGGAAAAAUCUCUAGAUUUCCAUAGAAAGCCUUUGUUCCUUCUUCAUGAAUGACUCAUAGAGAAGUUUCUACACAGAGCUUUCAACUUCCUUGUGAAAAAAAUACGUUCCUAUGACAUUGUCUUGUUUUUCCUCUUUACUGAUGGGGUUUCUAGCAACUGCUCUGUAAAGUGUGAUCUAGAUUCUAAUCCUCACUUGUUUUGUUAUUCUGGAUUAGUUCUAAAUUCAUGCUUGUGAGAAAAUUGCCACUAUUAUUUAAUCAGUGACUGACAAACUGUUGUUGGAGGCACCUCUGCCUGAAGUUAACCUUUUUGAGACUCUCUCCUUUCUUCACUCUGAAAUAAGUAGACAUAUACGACUCCUCACAUUUUCUGUAACCUUAAAAUAUAAAGAUACAUCUUAGAUCAGCCAAGAAGGCCCUCUUGAUUGUUUGGAAGCAAGGUGUGCCUUGGUGGCUGCAGCAUUAAUUUGGAAAUUCUGUUAUUUUGAGAUUGAGCAAGCUUCAGCACUUUUGAGAAGCAUUGGGAAAUUACCCUUUUGGGGGCUGACUUCCAGUGGUUAGAUUUAAGAUUUUAAGGGGCAGGGAUUUUAGUAAGUGUUUCCAUCUUAUUUUAUUACCCAUGUUGUUGUUAAACUGGAACCUUCCCCAAGGAUAAGGGAACCUGCCAUGAUGCUCUUGGAACUUGCUCUGAAGCCUCUAGUUCUGAUCUCUUCGGGAGACCUUGUCCUUGGCAGAAUGGAUGGUGUGGUAGAUUUUGUUAUGACUUAGCACUGCCUUGUUGGCCUUGGUGCCAUCAUUUGUUUGUGUACAAUGAUAUGACUCUUACUCUCUCAUAGGCAUAGUGUCUGAUAGUCUUAGUGUUGCAGGGCCAUCUGUUCAUCUGCAGGUGUUUUAGUUUUGCACACUGAAAAUGUAUUUGGGUGCCAGACAGGAAAGUGUUGAUAUGACUGGCAAAUGGGGUGAGAAAAUGCAACUCUGUAAAGUUAAUAGUUCCACAUUUCUCACUGUUCAGUCAGCAAUCUCAAGGCAUCUGUAGAGGGGGCAAGAGGGUUGCUAAACACUUUUCCAGCUGUCUUGGAUGAGUGCAGCCUAGACUGCAAUGCUACCCAGUACAAAGCUGAAUUGUUGGUGUGAGUGGCAGUUUCUCUCUGUGCCUAGGAAAACAGAGAGGGAGAGGAAACCACUAGCUUCUGGCUGGAAGUUCUUGACAAAUAAAGUUAAAUUAUAUGAAACUUCAGCAUAGGCUUUCGUUCAGAACACAAAGCAUACUUGCAAAACAAAGUAAGGCUACAGUCUUAACUCAACUUAUCUGAGCGUAAGCUUCAUUGAAAUCAAUAGGACUUAAUUCUGAGUAGGCAUGGUUAGACUUCUGCUGUAAGUCUGGGUUUAAUGGCAUUGAACAGCUUUCCUCAGCCUGGUGUGCCCUUCAGUGUUUUGAAUUCACUCCCAUCAGCCCCCGUCAGCAUGACCAACAGUUAAGAAUGAAAGAAGUUGUAGUCUGAAGCAUUUGAAGGAUAACAGAUUGGAGAAGGGCGACUAAGAAGGUAAGGAAACAAGCAUUUGAGGCAGAAAUAAAUCAGAAUUUCCUGCUGUCUGUAUGCCAUUUACAGGUUUUUAUUCAAAAAGCAGCAAUUUUAUUGAGAAAAUAAUAAAUACAGUUUAAUAUAGCUUACAUAUCAUAAAUAUGCAAGAAUGCCAUCACCCUGAAGUUUGAUUGGGCACAGAUAGGUGGCACUGUGAAUGAUGAAGGGAAGUGAGCUGCGGAGGGGCAGUUGGAACAGGCUGCAGCAGCCCUGGACCACUGGCUGCAUUUUAAACUGCAGGCUUCUCUGUGGCUUCCUUCAGCAGCAUCAAGUGCUUGGAAACCCCACAAGAGAUUUUGACAGGAGGGUGGAACAAUCAUGUGAUACAAUAAUAAUGUCAUGUGCGUGGCAGGUGGGUUGCUCUCCCUACUUGUCAAAGCUAGCAUGUGGGUUGGGACCCAAAACACUUGCCCACUCUUGGUGUAAGAGGUUAAUGGGGAGGGAAUGGAGAUGGUGGGGGGGGGAAUAGGUGGGAUUGGCAAGCAUCUUUAUGUAUAGGCGGCUGCUUCAUCAGCAGGAGAGCAAAUCUACAGGAUGACUAUGCAGUUUUUGUCCUGUUAGAUCUCUGUCUUCAGGUAAGAGAGUGUUUGUGCUGAUUGCAGUGAGUGGUACUGCUUGAAUGCUAGUUGAGUGGAUAUAGCUGGAGUGUAGAUGCAGAAUCUGAUGUGUACCAGGGUAUCCCCAAAGCCUUAUGAGGAAUGGUUGAGGGAGUUGGGUAUGUUUAGCCUGGAGAAGUGAAGAUUGAGAGGUGAUAUGAUAGCCAUAUUCAAAUAUCUGAAGGGCUAUUGCAUGGAAGAUGGAACAAACUUGUUUUCUGCUGCUCCAGGGGGUAGGACCCAAAGCAGUGGAUUCAAAUUACAGGAAGGGAGAUUCUGUCUAUACAUGAGAAAGAACUUUCUGGUGGUAAGACCUAUUCGACGGUGGAAUUGACUACCUCAGAGGUUGGAUGGUCAAGGAUAUGUUAAGGAUUUCUCAGCUAUGAUUCCUGAAUUGCAGGGGGUUGGACUAGAUGACACUCAGGGUUCCUUCAAACUCUAUAAUUCUAAAAUUCUAAGACACUGAAAAUGAGUAGGGAGCAGGCCUGUGAAAGCCAGGAAGAGGAGAAACUUGGUUUGGUGGGUUCCCUCUGAGUGAGAAACAGCAUAAGGAGAGUUAUGAAGUUACUACCUUCCACCUGAAAGUGUGGGAUGUGCCUAUUGCUGGACAUUUGUUUAACUCUGGCCCUAAUUGCCCAGCUGUAUAGUGUGACAUUGGAUGAUGGUGCCAGGAUGUGUCUGGGUGGGCAGCUAGGAAGGAGUUGUGAGUAUGUUUCCCCAGUUUCAGUGGUGAUGGGCAGGGGAAAGUAUAGCUGGAGUUGAGUGGCUGACUAGGAAUGUAGCUGGUCUAUUGACCGCCCUGUUGCCCAGUGGCAGAGCCACCAUGGGACUGUUUUAAAUGGUCAUUGGUCCAACACAUCAGACAGGGCACACUUGAUGUUGUCUUUAGCCCAAGUGAUAUGAGGGAUAGAUCAAACAUUUUUGGGGAGGGGGGAUGCAAUUCAGUCUCUUGUCAUGGUUGGAACAUUAGUAGUCAUGGUGGUGGGCCUGUUUGGAUGGCCCACUCUCAGAGACUAAUGGAACUAGAGGGGUUCCUGAAUUCUUGAGGAAUUCCUAAACACUCUGGACAAUCCUGUUGAUGCCCUGGUUUCACUAUGGGGUAGUGAGAUGAAAUGAGUGGUUGACAUGAGCUCUCCCUGAGCAUCCUCUUUGGCAUUGUGGAGCCAGGACAGCUCCUUGGUAUUCUAGAGAGCUUCGGGAUAUGAAGCAAGCAGAAUGAAGACUAGAGCGCAAGUGACACAAGUCUCACUCUGAAGUUGACUGAACGCUGGUUAGUGCAGUAACUGUGCCAACUGUGUGGCAGUGCAUGCAAGCUGCAAAGAAGGCUCAUUCACAGCUUGCAUUGCAUUCUCUAGUCUUUGGCCAGUGGAAUUAUUUCAAACAUUCUGGAGGUUACUGACUUCCACUGUGGGGGAAGGACCUCUGGAGCAUUAGAGGACCUACUGUGACCAACUGGCUAUAUAUUUUGAAGAUAAAGUCACUUGACUUCAGAGUGACCUUAAUUCUGCGGUUAUUGCAGUUCUAGAUGAAAUACCCAAUGCCAUAGUCAGUGAUGUUGUGAGAUCAGUUUCAGCUGAUGCAGUCUGCUGAUGUAGACAAGGUGCUGGCUAUAUGCCUGACCAUGUGUCCUCUUGAUCCCUGUCCCUCCUGGGACACUCUUAGGCCAGAGUGUGGUUAGCACUGAUGUCCGUAAGGGGAUGGUGUCUACUCCCUUGAAAGAGACUGUGGUUCAACCUCUCCUGAGGAAAACUAGGCCUGAACUCCUUGGACUAGAAUAUCAACCAGUUGCAACUACCUUUAUUGGGGAAUGUGGUGAAGAGAAUUCUGGUAGGGCAGCUGCAAGCAUUAUUGGAUGUCAUGGAUUAUUUAGGUCUGUUCCUAUCUGGGUUCAGGCCUGGCCAUGGGAUUGAGUGUCUCUUGGUUGCCCUGAUGGAUAACCUUUUCGAAUAGUGGGACAAGGGGAGUGCAACUUUGCUUUUGCUUCUCGCUCUGUUUGCAACUUUCAGUAUCAUUGACAAUGGUAUCCUACUGGACUGACACUGUCAAAUGGGAAUUGGAGGGCACUGUAUUCCUAUGGUUCCUGUCCUACCUACAGGACAAUGCUUUUGGGGAGAGUGCUUUGUUGCCCCUUGCACUUACAUGAAGCAGCAUGACACUAUUCUUUCCCCAGUGCUAUUUAAUAUUUACAUGAACCUGCUUGGAGCUGUCAUUAGGAGUUUGGAGGCAAUGAGUUAUCAGUAUGCUAAUGACACUUCUACGUGUUUUUAAAUAACUACUUUAACUGCUUUUAUACUGAGGUUUAAUGCUUUACUUUAUACUUACGACCACUUAGAGGUUUUCUCACAGUCAAGCAGUAUUUAAAUUUUGUAAAUAAAUAAAAUAAAUCUCUAACCCCAUGCCCAGAAUACAUUCUGGAUUGUCCUGCCAUCUCAGUAAAAAGAAGAAAAGAAAAACAAGUAUUUAAACACUUAAAUAAAAAAAUUCCUUCAGUAGCACCUUAAAGACCAACUAAGUUUUUAUUUUGGUAUGAGCUUUCGUGUGCAUGCACACUUCGUCAGAUACCACGAAAGCUCAUACCAAAAUAAAAACUUAGUUGGUCUUUAAGGUGCUACUGAAGGAAUUUUUUUUAUUUUGCUUCGACUCAGACCAACACGGCUACCUACCUGUAUUUAAACACUUAUAAUUGUUGAACUGCCCUAGAAUAUGCAGAGUGGAAGUUUCCAGUGUUGGGAGGAGUGGAAAGUUUUUAAAUUUCAUAAUUAAAGUAGAAAUUGGUUUCCUAUUCUUUGACUGUCUGUUGAGCAUUACGGCCAAAAAUUUCCAUGUUGGAUGCCAAGUGUGUAGACAGCUAAAUAAAAAGUUUUCUCUCUCUUCUCUUUUCAGGGAUGCCAAGCAUCUCUUAAUCUUGGGUCACUAGAAAUCCCCUGAUUUCUGGAUACUAAAUCUGGAAAAGAUUAUUCUGGAAGACAGCUAAUAAAAUAAGUAAAAUAUGCUGGCUGGGUUGUGCCACUAGAAUGUAUUCCAGGUGGGCCACUAGUCCCUUGUUAUAACAUGCUUUCUGAGCAGAAAUAUACUGUAUAUCCCCAGGAUUCUUGGUCUCAAUCUGAAUCUAGUCCAUCACUUAGUAGCCAUUCUGACUGCUAACUUGGACCAGCAGUCCUUUCUUUUUCAUGGAUACUGCACUUGUCACUGAUGCCUCAUCAAAGAACUGGAGUUGCAGUAGUGAUGCAUACCCAGACAACUGGGGUUUCGGAGAUCCUUUUUCUGUUCUCUUUCUCUCAGGUGUUUUCAGCAUGUUGUUUCCUUUGCUGCUGUUCCUGGGGAACGGAUGGAUGAUUGUUUCUGCCACCCCGAAUGUGUCUGCCAUCCCUGUGAAGUUGUGGGCCUGUCUGCCAAAAGGAGGAGUAGCUGAAGCAAAGUUGCUUUGUCACAUGCAUGGAUUGUACGCCAAUGGAUCCAACCCUGGAGUGUUCCAGAGCUUCUACAUGUUCCAUGCCGUCUCAGACUCAGUCAGCUGCCACUGGAGAGACAUAGCCAACUGCACCCUCAAGACCAGUGGAGAAGUUGGACAUUUUUGUUACAGCAUGCAGACUGCCAGUUCAAGUAUUCGCAUUCCUGUUUCUUGCCGACCUUUGCCUACACACCUGGAUUCUCGUUCAGCCGGAAGCAGCAGCAUCCAGGAAGGUUCAUGCGAUGUUGCCCUCAUUUCUGCUGCUUUAUGGAAACCUGGUGCACCGCUGCAUCUGCGAACUGUUGUUGGAACCCAGAACACUAGGUUUCCUGGAGAUCAGUUCCAGCUGUCCUUGAUUUCACCCUCCGGAAAUAACAUCACACGCCUGAUCGUUAAUUGGGAAUCAAAGGAGUGGGAAUUAAAGGGAAUGGACUUAAUUCGACAGGGGCCACCAGACUGGGUGGUGCCGAUCAGGGGGACACACUGUGACCAACAAAUGUCCUCUAUUAGGUUUAAAUUUUAUGGUUAUGUUGCCAUCACGGAGGAAAUAAGUGAGCAAGGUUCAUACCGGGUAGAAUUUGGCUCUCAAAACAAAACAAUUCUUACAUUUAAUCCCCUGAUCACAGACAUCCUCCCACUUCGCCGUUUGACCAACCCCAUCGUCGGGUCUCAUGUGUUGAAAUUAGAUCAGCCUGAACAAAUUGUCAUGCACCCCCAGACCUCACUAAAGGAGGUGCAAAUUCAUUUUGAGGGGUUGAAUGUGUCACAGAGAGCACCUCAAUGUGCUCCCUUUCUCGGAGUCAGCCACAGAGGUUGGAUGGAGUGGGUUAAAAUGUGGGAUGGAGUACAUCAUGGGGAAAGGGUUAAAAGAGAGCUGAUGGAUUGGCUUGGGCCCCUAGGAGCAGGUCUUUCUUUCAUAGAUGCAGCCAACAUAGAAGUCUUGGCUAAUAAACUUUCAUAUUCCACAAAACAAAUAGGGAAACUGACCGGCCCAUUAACCAAAUCUCUCUUGCAGCUCACAGAACAACCACAAGCUAUCAGUAAAGUGCUUCCAGUCUGGGAAGCAAUAUUAGAAGAGGACAGCACGUUGAUAGUGUCUGGAAUCCAGUCCCUCCAAAGCAAUGUUUCAUUGGCUUUAGCAUGUGAACAGGCACAAGCAAUCACACAGAAUGUAGUCAUGGGAAUGAUUCGAGAGGCCAAGGCGGGAAACAUUCCCAUGGAGGUGAGCAAUUUAAUUCGGCCAGAGCUCACUUCAGGAGAAAUAGCCUUGGAGGCUUGGUGGAGGUUGCUAAAUGCAUCUUAUGAUUCUGCCCAGAAUAUGCUGCGGUUAUUUUUAAUAACCGUAGAAGCCACCCAGAUCAUCCCAAUCUAUCCAGUGGUCCCCUUGGGAUUCCAGAUUGACAAAGAUUUGGUCAUGUAUUCCAGGGACUCCAAUAGGUGGGCACGGAUGAGGAAUGGUGACUGGCAAACAGUUAAUGUGCAAGGUUGUGUGAAAAGGGAAAACUUGGGCUUUGUAUGUGAUGACAACAGUUUAGAAGAACACCAUGAAUGCUUCUCUCCUCAGCUUGUAAAUAGUUCCCACUGCUCUUUUGAUGUAAUCCAAGAAGAAAGUUCUACUGUUGUGUAUACUGGGAAGGGAUGUAUUUGUGUAAGAACGCCAUGUGAGUUUGUAAUCAUUAAUGGUCUGGUUAUCCAGCCUAUGCUGCCUUAUAUUAACCGUUGUUUUUGCAAUAUUAGUGUGCUUGUAGGCUGUGAUUUCCAAUUUCGGGUACCUGUUUGGACUGUGCAGCACAUGAAGGCUUACCCCUCUUUGUACCGAGAAAUCUCGCCUAUUUCUCUAGGCCUUGGCCUUUCUACUCUGAAAAACCUGCUUUCUCACCCCUCCCUGAAGCAGGAAUUGUUGAAAAUCAAAGACAUGGGUGAAAAUGCUGCACUUGAGAUUCAGCAUAGCAAUAGGGAGAUUGCCCAGAUUGUAGCCACAGUUAAAUCUGCUGGAGACCACGCCUGGUGGGAGGUGCUUCUUGGAUGGUCUCCAAGUUCAAAUGGAGUACUAAAUAUUGCUCUCCACCCUAUUGUGGUGAUUUUAUUAUUUCAAGUGGCGCUAGUGAUCAGUUUGUUGCUGCUGGUCGGCUGGAUGAGGCGGCAAACACAAAGACUUUAUGAUUUAGAGAACCAGAUACAGGCCGCCAGAGGAAGGUUGUGAUGAGAAUACUUGCCAGAGCAAACACUCCUUUAAUGGAAGGACAUUGCCAGAUACCACAAUUGUGAUUUUAAGCUUCCAUCAUGUCUGUUUAUAGUUGCUAAGCUGACAUGGUCUAGCAGCUAAGGACAAGGUGCUUGACCUCCAGAACUGUCACAUUCUGUUGAAUGGCUGUGAAGAGACAGGAGCACAUCUGUGUGUUGUGUGUGGUUGUCAGUAAGGAAAGCCCAGUGCAUGAGAUCCUGUAUAAAUGGAAUGGCUAUGCUCAGUGUUAGAAACUGAGAUAUGAAAGCUAAAUGGCACCUUAAUCUUAGGUUAUGGGUGCAACAACGGAAUGUCUAGGCGUGCUUUUUAAUAGCGAGAAUACAAAGCUGAAAAUGAAUGAACUGCAGCUAAAAUCUUAUGUUCAUUUUUCACAUAGUCUAGUCCUUCCCCUGCCCACCCCCUUAAUAUUCUUAAGAGGGUCUCUUCUUCAGUCUUCAGAGAGUAGCUGGAAGUGGGAAGGCAGAAAAAGGUCCUCCUUUCCUUCCACUCUGCAGGUUUAAUCUGAAAUUUUAGGCGCAGUACUGCACCCAGAGCUCAGAAACUGAUCGAGCUGAAGAAAUUCCCUGUUGCAAAAUGUGCCUAGAACAAUGGGAGUUUCGAACACUGGCUAUGCUUGAUCGGGGCACCUGCUCUACACAGCUACGACCUAUACAUGAAUAAUACAAGCAUAGAGCUGGGGGAAAGGGCACAGCCUAACCCUAACUACCCUGCACUACAGAAUCCUUGGAUUCAGACUGUUGAAUGGGAGUCAUCCAUGCUGCUGGCAUUUAUUGAAAACACACCUAUUUGUUCUGCAUUUCCUGAUCAUUAACACUGGAUCAUACAGCUUGGAAUUUUUAAUAUGUGUGCAUAUAAAAUGUUUUUUAAUGUUUUAAUAUUGUAAACCACUUCAAUAUUUUUAAAUAGAAAGUAGUCUAUAAUUUUUUUUAAAAUAAACAAAAUACUCUGCUUCCAGUUGCAAUCUAUUUAUCUUGAGUGUGCACACAAUCCCACACACCCAGCAGUAGAACUUUACCUGGGAAAUAACCAGGAUCAUUUGUUUUUAUUUCUCUAGGGCAGGCAUGUCAAACCUACUGGGGAAGAUGGGAAUUGUAGUCCAAAACAUCUGGAGGGCCGCAGGUUUGACAUGCCUGCUCUAGGGGCUUUGUACUCUGAAAUGAAAUGAGCUUAGAGCCUUAUUAAUUUUUUCUUCUCCAGUUGCAGGACAGUACAGAGAAGCUUUAUUCAUGGAGCUUAAGUUGAGAUUCCAUAAUGCAAGCACCGUAGGAUUCAUUUAUUUCUCCUGUCCAUAACUUGCCUGUUCCUUGGGAUGUUGUCUCAUGGUCUAAUGUCCUUGGGAAACGUUCCAGACAUUCUGGCUAUCUCUAGCAGUAGCAUGCACUUAGCAGCGCCUCCUGUUUUACAGCCAAUAUGAUUGGUUGUCUGCCAAAGAGAUAUGCUUUGCCACCUGAGAAGGUCUGGGACAGUACCAAAAGAGCACAGUGGCAGCUGCUCUUAUACACAAACCUGAAAAUAAUAUACUUGGAAAAAACAAAAAUGGGAAUUAUUUUUUUCAUGAAAAACUUAAAUAAAAAUAAAUCCUAGGCAUAAACUCAUUAGCUGUUGACCCUUCCUGGUAAGUUCAGUUCUGGGAAUUGGCUGCUGCCUCAUAUGUUUGUGUACACAAAGCAGGUAGCGGACUGCUAACAUGUGGCCUUACUUUAAUGGCAGUGAGUACAAAUUGAAAUAGAUGUCCUGCUAGAACGGUGCUUGCUCCUCUGUAGUCUUUGGAAAUCUAAAUUCGAUCCCCAAACUCUUGGGGCACCGAGGUUCUGCUCAUCAGGCCUUCCUACUGUAUUGUGUCUUCUCUCCAUUGAUUCACCUUCCUUUAUGGCUUCCUCCUUGGGCUGCUUCUUCUGAGUUUCUAAAGUGCUGGUCAUAAGAAAUGCCUUAUGAAGGGAUAUUUUUUAAAGACAUUCCAUUUAUAGGUUAAAAGGGAAAUUGUGUAAAAUGCAUAAGUGAGACAAAGAGAUAUAAGUAAGAAUGACAUAGUGGAAGUAGUACAGUACUCCAUUUAGAUAUAACUAACAUGAUUUGGUGGUCAGAAAUGCAUCAUGGUUUGAGGAGUAAUGCCUCAUACUACUAGCCCCCUCCAGGUGUUCUACUCUUGCUGUAAAAGCAACAAGGGAGUGACAAGUGUGUUAAGCUCUUGCCAUUGCCAUCCUUCUUGCCUCCAUAAGCUGCACAGGGAGAGUAUCUGGAGCAGAAAGCCUCCUGAACUCAUGGAAGCUUCCUACAUGAUUUAGCACUCCAAUUUUUUCAGAAUUCAAAAAAAGAAAACCCCCACAGCUUUUUAAGAAUAUUACCCUUGUAGAGGGGAAUAUGGACAGGGUGAUCAGAACUUAGCAUUCUCAUCCCCACUUGCAUGUUGUUACUUGCACACAUGUAGAAUGUCUUAAGAAGGCUAUUCUAAUGCAGUAAGUCUCCAGUUUGAAUUCUCACCUGAGCGAUAGGGGAACCCUCUGUUUUCUCUUUGUCUCUCCCUCUGCAAUAGAGAGAGAAUAGUGUUAGCCUACUAUACAGGGAAGUUUGAAGGACUCCUGAGCUCAUGCACAUUAAAGGCUUUGAAUGCUUGAUACGUGCUAUAUAAAUGCAACAUAUAAUGUGAAAAAGGUGUUCUGUCGGCUGGAUCAAGUGUUGUAAGAAAAACAUACAAUAUAUUGGGGAAAAGGAGGAAAAUAGAUCCAGCUGGAUUAGUGCAGAUCCCUGGACAGAAAUAUUCAAUUGGCAAACUACCUUAUAAAAAUAAAAUGUGUACUGAUGCCAGAUAUGGUAACCACAAUUUUAAAGAUUUAAAUGGGCUCAAUCCAUACUUUGGGGGGUGAGCAGUGUGUGCUAAUUUUAAAGGGUGAGAAAAAUGCAGGCAUACUGUCAUGCCAGAUGUUUGAAGAGCUGCAUCAUUUAACAGUAAGUUAUUUCACAAAGCACAGUGCCACUUGAGUAGAGGACAUUGUCAACAGCAGCUAGUCCAUCAGGAAACAGAUCAUAAGCACUUUAAAAAGUAUAUUUUAAAAAAGCAGGUUCAGUUCAGAACUUUUGGCAUUUAAGUCUAUAGGGGGAUUACAUGUAUUUUAGACUGCUAUUGUUGCAACCUAAAGCAUGUCACUGUCUGCUAGACUGUCUGGUGUUUACCACCGGGUUCUAUUCACUUCAGUGGGGCAAUGAUGGGGCAACGUUACUGAAGCCAAUCUGGGUCUGGGAUCUUCUGCAUGCAAAGUCGAUGCCGUACCACUGAGCCACAGCUCUUCUUCCAUUAUCUUACCCAAAAGCAAAAAGGGGGCAGGUAAGGUACCAGAAUAUAGGGGCUGCCCCAGUAAAGAGCAGUGGGAGGCAGUGCUAAAAGGCUCCUGUGUGAAGCAGAAAGAUCUCAAAAAGCAUGUUAAGCAUUUCAUGUGAGAAACGAAUUUCUGCAGAGGUGGCCAGCAAACCCUGAAACUGUAAACUGGGCAGAUUCUAAAAUACUCCUGUGCAAAUGGUGAUUAAAAGCGGCACACUAGAAGAAACAUUCUAUGCUACGGUUUUGCUACCUAACUUCUGUGUUACUUCCCAUAAGAUACAUCUUGCCUGGGCACGCAUAGGUGUAGUGAAUAAAGCAUGUGACUUUGCACAAAAACUCAGAAUCUUGAGUUUGCUAGUGGAGGCAGUGAUUAGAUUGCUGACCAGAAAAUCAGUUGUGGGGAUUUGGUUUGAAAACAUGAUCAGCCUCAGAGGGUCACAAGUCUCUUAUCACCCACUGCACUUGUAAACAUUGUAGAUAUUAUUGUCCUCUUUCACCGUCGCCCCCCUUUGCAAAAUUUUCUUCUCAUGAGGUUUAUACUCAGAGGCAGAAAAGGUACAUGUGUCACAAUAACUUGAGCUGUGUAAUACUGUGAAGUAUGCAAAAUGGGACCACCAUAGGCAGGCCAUACUCAAACACUGCCUCGUUGAAGCCAAGUCUACACUUAUUUUUUUUCCAACUUGGAGGAAAGUUCCACUCAGAGGAAGAAGGAGAUGGCUGACCACAGGAGGAUAAGCAAGAGAGACCCAGUAACUGAGUAACCUUUUUACUGGCCUUGCUCCAGUGCUUUUAGAAACAGUUGGAUGUAAACAGUUAAGCAGGUGUAACUUUUCCUGGCAUGAACUUAAUCAGCUCUUUAAAUAUGUUUUUGUGUUGCUGCUAAAGUCAUAGGAGCAAGACCUCUGGGUAUAGGACAGUAUAUAUUCAACAAAAUAAAAAUAAAAAUAAGGUGGCUGCACUACUCAAAAUUCAGCUUUCAGUAUUUAGCAAAGCCAGCCCAGUGUCAAUAUGGAAGGAAUUGGAACAAGGGUUUCUCUCAAGGAAAAGUCUCAUUGAGUUCCAGUCUAAGGAUUGUGUAUAUUAUUUGUAUAAACAUUUCUGUACUACCUUUCGGUUUUAGAAAUAUGGUUAAUGAAAGCAAGAUCACAGCAAAAAGGCAAGUGACUUUUCCAAUGAAAGGUAAUCUAGGCAUGAAAUUCAAGGUGGGCUAAAUGCUGACUGUUCAGUCCAACUUACAAUUUACAAGGAAGUGGAACAGGAGCUGGAGGAAAUGAGAAAAGAGACCUGAGCGGAAGCUAGUAUAGCCCAAGGAAGCAGAGAAGAAGAAGACUACACAGAAGCACUGUAACCUGUUGCAAUCAGCCAAACUGAUUACUAGGAAGUACUUGGAAGUACUGUCCAGGAUUAGCAAUAGCCAAAGAGCAGUGGGAAGACUCUAUAUAAUAAAGUUUUUUAAAAAAAUAAAAUAAAAUAGCAACAGAACCUUCAGACCAAAGAUUCAAUGUGAUGGCAAGAAAGGCGGCUGCCAACACCCAGGGCUGGUUGGGUACAUGAACCAAGUUUAGCAUUUGUUGGCCAAGGUGUGGCUGAAGAAGCUGGAGCAGCUGCUGGUGGAUGGGCUGCAGCAUGAGCAUCCUGAGCUUGGCGGCACUGCUGGACCUCCUGGUUGGCCUCUGCACUGAGUGCAGCCAUGAUUCGCUGCCCCAAGAUAAAGGCUCAUCUCAGGCUUCCUUGAGUAGGAUUGAACCCCCUGAUUACUGAGAGCAACGUGGACAGGCUCCUCAGAGUCAAUAUCUACCUUUCCACUGGCCCAAGAGCUACAAAUAUUUACACAUACCGUAUUCUCUUUUUCUGUUGAUCUUCAAGGAGGUAGUGAGUCAAAAUUCAGCAAUUGAACAUAUGCAAAAGUUGCUUAGCUAAGCUGGUAAAGUUAUUGAAGAUAGACCGCAGAGUUAUUUAGCAUGAAUUUGUGCACCUGCGGUGUAUUUUGAUUUUACUAGUGGCAUGAGCAGAUGGCUCCCACCACCUUUCUUUUGACAGUAGAAAUGUUGAUUGUGGCUUCAGUUUCCUAUCUGCCAAAGACAUGGUGUGUGUGCGUGUGCGUGCGUGUGCAGAUAAAAUCUCAGACAGAAUGAAGGAGGAGAAUGUUCUCAACGCUAAUGCUCUUAAAUGAGAUCUUGUCCCGAUCAUGAUGUUGGUGAUGUGGGCACAGUCUGUUGGGAACUUGAGUGAGCCUCCCUAGAGCAUUUUCACAAUUGUUAUCCUAAUGCUGUUUGCUGACAGUAGCAGAAAGCCUCCCUUCCCCACUCAUUUUAUAUAGUCAAUUUUUAAAAAAACCUUUCAUCUUGUGUCCUUGGAGCCAACCCCUGAAUCGCCUUAUGGGCACAAUGUUCCUUUGUGUUUGUGCUGCUCUCUGCUUCCUUCACUCUGUUUUGAUUACUUACUACUGCUAACAGCUGCUUUCCGAGUUGCUGUGUUAGCUUUACUUAGGAUGACGGCUGGUCUUGCUUUCAUCUGCUGAAAUGGGUGAGGCUUUUAAGCGAGUGCUAAUUCCACAGGAAACAAAUCCCCCUGCCAUCUUCGGAAUGCAGGGUGUUGCAACAAAAACACAGUUGUAUGAAUAUGGGAUUUUCAGAGAACUGGAUGAAGCGUUAUAGGCACAGUAACCAUGCAGAACACUUGCAGCCUGAUUUGAAGCAUCUUAUUUAAAGGUAACUUUCAUUGAUUUCAAUGAGAAAUAUUGUUAAGUGUUAGGAUCGUGUGCUUUAUAACUGAUGCCAGCUUAGGACAAAGUAUGAACUUUUACCGGAGACUUGAGCAGUGUUGCAGAUUUUGUUUGCAGUGCAGGUGAGAUAACAGUCCCCAAAAUUCUGAAAAUUGUAUUUUCAGAAAAGGAUUCCACAUUGAAACCAUAAUACCUCUAACCUGGAAGCCGACAAGCAUGAGAUGAGUGUACUGUAUUAGCACUCUCCUGCUUGUGAUUCCCAGCAAUUGAUCUUCAGAGAUACCUGGAACCAGGAUCCUGAAGGUAGCCAUGAUCAUGAGCCUUAAAGUUGCACCAAAUUUUGACAUGCACUGUUUUUCAUAGGGAAAAUUAAUGCCUCAAAGUGGGUGGACCAUGUUUGUUCUACUUAAUAGCUAGCAGUCAGCAAGCUUUAAUGUUGUUUUGGGCCUACUGAAAGGAACAGAUUUGUAUGCAGCAGAGACAGCAGAUUAUAUUGUAAAGAAAGUGAACAGGGGCAUAAUCGUUCUAAAGUAAAAUACCGAAGCCCCAUUGCUCUGAUGGAGUUUAAAGAUGAAAGAAGUCUAAUUGGAAAUUGAGUGACUGUGUAUGUGCUUUAUUAUACGCCUUUCCAUGCCAAGCUUAAUCUCAACCCUGCACCAGAUGCUUUUUCCUGAACGUCUUGCAUUCAUUUUUUAUGCAGGUAUUAAAAACCGGAUUCACUUCAUUACUUUCAAACUACAGUGAAUAGUUUUUCCUCUGUGUGUGCCAUUUCCUACAGUGGAAGUGUGGGGAAGAGGGCCAAGGAUAACACUGCCUGUGAAUGGGGUCUCAGUUUCCUUUUAUAAGGCACUAAAGGGGAGCUCUCUUCACUUGUUUAAAAGCAUGCUGUUUUAUUUUUCUCACUUCUUUCACAUGAUUUCACUAUAAAUGAAAACAAAUGUUGUUUGAGCAGAACCUUGGGAGGCACCUUCUUUGAUCCUUAACAUAGAUAAAUGUAUAGAACUAAAGCUCUGAGCAAGAAAAGAGGGGAUCCUGCAUUUAUUUUUGUAAAUACAGGCAGAAGCAAGUGUUUGUGCUUGCAUGACACAAACGCACCCACACUUUUCCUCAAGGAUCUGAAAUGCUCUUAAGAUUGUUCACUCUGUCUCACACAGUCACUUUUAGUACUAGAGUUGGGAGGAUUUGGGUGUCAGUUUUAUUUUUCUGCGCUUACAUCUGUAGCUUUUUAUAUAGCCAUAUGAUUGCUUUCCUGCAACUUCCUUGAUCUCUUGUAUUCCAAUGUAGAACUUUUCCAUUAACUGAGUGCUACUUAGCACUGUGAGUUCUUAAUGUAUAAAAGUAGCAGGAUCCAACCCAGCUGAUAUAACUGAACUCUCCUCCACCAAAGGCAAUAAUGUUCAGUUUUCUCUAGCUGUUUUAAGGAGUCUGUGUGAACGAAUUGAGAGUGUUCUGUACAUUUCUUGUAUGAAGUAGCAUUACUAUUAUUAUUAGCCUUGAACACAGCUUUCAAAACCUCUCUUUGGCUCAGAUGUGUAUCUCCAGGAAACACUGAAAUGACUGCAUGGAAACGGCAUCCCUAAGGCAAAAGGAUUAGCAUCCAAAAGCCUGCCUCUCCAUCUAUUGCAGGGGUCGGCAAGGUUUACCUCGCCUGGGCCGGUUCACUCCAACGGAGAUCCCUCUGUGGGCUGGAUUGUGUGCACGGGUGAGCGUGCGCAGAUGCGAUUUCCAGCACCAUGGAAGCGAGUCCCCGUGCCGUGCUGCGCCAAUUUAGCACAGCGCACAGGGACUCGUUGAGCGGGCGGCUCGUGGGCCGGUUAAACGACCCUUAGGUUCCCUACCCCUGAUCUAUUGCAUACUUCAUUUUUGUUUCAAUUUCUUUAACUAUAAUAAGACGUUUUCUUAAUUACACCCCCCCCACACACACACACUUUUAACUUAAUUGCUCUAAGAAAGAAAGAAGGGCUUGGACAUUAAGUAUUCCUGCUUGGCCAGGCAUCAGAAUUGAGGCAAUGCUCACAAGAUACGGAACUGCCAAUUAUUUGCAUGAGUUGGCACACUUCUUGAUUCUGGAUGAAUUCAGUGAAAAGCCAUUCUUACAGCUAUUUUUCAUCAUGAUGGUGAUGCAUUUAUAACAAAAAUAGAUACAAAAGAAUGAGAGUGAUUUCUCAUGGCAAGAUUCCUCUUCAGGGUUAUGUCUAAGUUUUCUAAAAGGGUGCAGUAUGUAUGGCAGGGCCUUAGAAAUUCAACUCCCUGUGUUUUUAUCCCCUGCUAUUUGCUUCCUGGGUUAGACAUUCUGGGUAUGAGUUACAGGUAGGUAGCCGUGUUGGUCUGACGCACUCAAAACAAAAUUAAAAAAAUCAUUCCAGUAGCGCCUUAGAGACCAACUAAGUUUGUCAUAGGUAUGAGCUUUCAUGUGCAUGCACACUUCUUCAGAUAUGGGUAUGGUUAAUCAUAGAAACAGGAAGAGAUGGGAAACUAGCCCAUCUUACAGUUCUAUCUGGAAACUUUACAGUGAUAGUUUGGCUGCAUUGACCAGGGUAUGGAAUGUUAUUUACUUACGAAAUGAAUAGCUUGUUAGUUAGUAAUGAGCUAGGAUUCUGUAGAGAGCAUUAAGUAUAUGUAAAUAUGUUUUCCUUCUCUUGAUAAAAUGACAUGUUUCAGUUGUCCACUCUGAGAAAUUCAAUUUCAAUAACUUACUUUACCCUUAGUUUUUCAGCUGGUAGAUCUCUAGGAAGAAAAUCAGGUAAUAUCUAUAAAGGAGGAGUUAUUCAGUGAUAUAGCCUUUCCACUAUGGCCUGGGCUCAGUGCCACCAAAUCAUUUUGCAUCAGCAACCAGCCGGUAGAUGUUUCCUAUUUCACCUCUUUAGAAGGCAUAACACUGGUUUGAAUAUUCUUAGAAUGAAAUCAUUUAACAUAGCAGACAAAAGGAUAAUAUGAUCAGUUGGCUGACUGCUAAAACUAAGGACUCAGCUAGAUGGGUAAAGACAUAGCAUUUUAUACACAGGUAGUGCUGUGGGUUAAACCACAGAGCCUAGGGCUUGCCAAUCAGAAGGUCGGCAGUUCAAAUCCCCGCGACGGGGUGAGCUCCUGUUGCUCGGUCCCAGCUCCUGCCAACCUAGCUGUUCGAAAGCAUGUCAAAGUGCAGGUAAAUACAGCGGGAAGGUAAACAGCGUUUCCGUGCACUGCUCUGGUUCGCCAGAAGCGGCUUAGUCAUGCUGGCCACAUGACCUGGAAGCUGUACGCCGGCUCCCUCGGCCAAUAAAGUGAGAUGAGUGCCGCAACCCCAGAGUCGGUCGCAACUGGACCUAAUGGUCAGGGGUCCCUUUACCCCUUUACCUUUAUGUGUUGUAUAUGCAUUAUAACACUGUGACACCAGAUGGCGCUGUGGAGUCCCAUUUUUGCCAAUACGAUUUCUCAUACAAAAUUUACGUUUUCCUGAAACUCUUCUCUGAUGUGUCUAGAUCCAGCCCUAGGAAGGUCAGACUAGAAAGAAGGCACCUUUCUAUAAUAGGGAAUUUUGAUUUUGUUCUCAUCAGUAUACCACUGCCCAGAUACUAAGGACUGAUGGCUUAAUGGCUGAAUGUUUUCCCCAGCAUUAUAGCAUAUCUUGUAAGCUUGGUACCAUUCUGUUGUAUCUGAUAACAGCUUCUGCCACAGGGUUAAGUGCACAACAGUUGUAUAUCAAAUGUUUUGAAUUUAAAAGUUGCAUACCUGGCCAUGAGCUACCUAACACCUGUGCCACUAAGUCUGAUCAAUAUUUUGGAAUCUUGCACUGAGAUUACAGUAUUUAUAAGGCAGGUGGGCUUAUAAAUAGCAGUGAAGUCUUCUGCAUGGUGUUUGUAUGCUGUCCUUCAGUUUUGUUUUACUUUGUUUUGUUUGUCCUUCAGGGUGUAUAUGUUGAUUAUUAUUAUUAUUUAAUUACAAUUGACUCCCAUUUGCUCAGUUAGGUAGGGUGAGGGUAAGGCUUGAUUGUUGUUCUGUACCAAGACAGGAAUGCACAGCAGAUCUUCUUGUUAUUGCUCCUUGUGCUUGGAUCAGGGUCAACAUCUGCUUACAGUAAGAAAGUGCUCAAGUGAUUUUGGCAGCAAAAAGGAGGAUUGGUUACAACAUGUUGAAUACAAAUAAACCUAAGCUGGGUGUCUGAGCGCAUGGGUGUCUCAAAACAUUGUCGAAAGUGGUGUGAUCUCAGCUGAGCUGGAGAGGUUGUGACUCCAGCAAGUAAUCAGUCAUGCUAGCUACUUCUUGACAGCCCAGUAUAUGAUUGAAAUUUGAUAGCUAGCCUGUGUCUUUUGUCUGAUACGGUCUGUGUUUAGUCAUGCAGUGUCUAGAUGCAAUUUUGUGCAGGAUUUAUUAACUUCUGUAAAUAAAUGAAGUGUGUUGGGGACCCAGUAAACACAUGUCAGUUCUAGAGACCUUUUGAUGCCUGUCCUUCCACGGAUUCCUUUUUUGACCUACUUCUUCGUCUGUACAAAUAUAUAGUUGUUCAGUUUAAGUGCAUUGCAAACACCUUGAUUUCAAGCUGCUUCAGAAGCAAAGUGAAACUGUGUCUGUAUAUACCAGUAUCUGCUUCCCUGAAUUCAUACAACCUCCUGUCUUAUAAAUGCAAGUGAAGAUUCCACUCUUAAGUGCAUACAUCCAUAGCCUAACCAGCAGGGAUGGUGCUCUUAAGCUAGAUGAAUUUAAGUACUGUAAAGAUUCAAUUGUUUGACUAUUAAAGCCUCCUUUCCUAAUUAACAUUUUUGUGUUUGACAAACAAGCUUUUGCUCAUUUGCUUCUUUUGAUUCAUGUGCCUUUCCUCAGGUGCUUCUUUGGCGGGGAUGUUGAGCAAAGGACCACAGUAUUCAAUCACUGAGAAAAUGGAGUGUCAGCUCCCAACCCUUUUCUGCUCCUAGCUAGCUUGUCUGUCAUGACUGUUAGUCCUGCAGGGUACAGUGCCUGUGACAUGAGCUCUAUCAUUCCCGACCUGCGAUGACUAUGUUGUUCUAUGAUCUAUUCGGAAGUUUUAUCUGUUGUUGUGUUAAGCGUUUUUUUAAAGAGUUUGAGUGCUCCCCAUUACUUUUGUAAAAGAGUGCUCACCUAGCCUUUUAACAACCAAAAUGUGAUUAAAACCAGAAGCCUUAUCCUACCCCGUGCAAUAGUUUCCUACCUUUGCACUCCAUAGUAUUUGAAGGAUUGCUUGCAAUUAUAUGAGCAUUCUCAGGCAUUCAGCUGUAGAGGCCCAUCUCUGUUGCCCAUCCAGGACAGAUGUUAGGUUGAUGUUUACCAGGGACAGGGCCUUCUCAGCUGUAGCCCCGUACCUCUGGAAAUCACUUCUCCAUGGAAUAUGUUUGUCCCAAUUUCUGUUAACUUUUGGGAGAGAGCUUAAAUCAUUUUUAUUUCAACCCAGGAGGGUGCUUGUGCCCUGAAACCUGGUUUGUUGAAAAAUAAAUAAAGAAACAAAUAAAUAAAUACUAAAAACAGGUAACAGAAGUAGAGCUGUGUGCCCGUGGUAAAACUCUCAGCAAAGCUUCCCAGCAAAGUUAGCUAUUCCAUUCUGGUACUGGAUCCAUAUCGGCAUGAGUAUUUUUCCAAAGACAAGUAUGCAUGUGUGGCAGGUGGGGCUGUUCUAAAAGCCUUUACACAGCAGAAAUAAAUCUGUGGGGUUUAAAUCUGUGGUUUAAAGUGAUAUGAUACUGCAGAUGGGGUCCCAAAGGCAGCUUUGAGCAAACAGUUGUCAUGUACGUAUGCAGUCCUCAGGUAACUGCUGAAUUGUAACUUCUCCAUUCAUUUGGAUCUGAAUAGAGACAAUUGUUGCCUUUCCCACUACAGGUAUUGAUUACAGGUGCUAGGAUUAUUGUGUUAUCACCAAUUACUGUUGCUGUGAAGGGUCAGUUUGCAUGCAUUUUAAGGUCUUGUACUGAAUUCUUGCAUUACUUUACUGUUCAGCCUUACAUUUAUUUUCUUUCACACCAAAUUGUAUAUGCAUCUGAUGAAAUUGGCUCUGGUCCAUGGUAGCUUAUGCCACAAUAAUAAUAAAAAAGUAUUUAAGGUGCCGCAAGACUCUGUGCAUAGAAUGAAUUUCAAUGGAUUCUCUGCGGCAUUCCCUAAGUUGUGAAAUUUCAUCCCCACAGUGGUAUGUCAGGCUUCUUUGCUAUACAGAUUUCAGCGAAUGCUGAACACGUACCUCUUUACCUUUGACACCUGAGCUAGGUGUUUUCAGGGCCCACUCUGUUCCUGUGAUUGUAAUCUGUUUUAAUUUAAACAUUUAAAUUGUAACCUGCCCUGGGACCUGCUGGUGAAGGGCAGAGGAUGAUGAUGACUUCAUCAUUGCAGCAUAUUGAAUGGCUGUGGGCUUUUAAGGCUAAAAUCCAAAUAAAUUCUAUUGAAGAUAUUGCUCAAAAACAAAAAUGAAGAGACUUCUGGGUCAAUUAGACAUAAAUACGUAGGAUGGUACUAUGUGUUAAGAGCAGUUCUGAUAUUCUGUUACUGUUUUUCAUAUAAUGCAGCUUGCUGGGGCAGCAACCUGAAGAUGACUCUUGGGGAGGGGACAACUUGAGGGGGAGGAUUUUCGGCAGAAGAAUAGACUAAGAGGAAAGGGUUAAGCCCUCCCACCCUCUGCUGGUCUUGUGCUUCAAACUGUAGCCUCAGCAACUGCAUUGAAUAGCAAAUCCCUCAGCAUAUAGAGAAACAGAAACAUCUCUUUGAGCGGCAGAUUACAUGUGGUUUAUGUACAUACAAGUAGUCUAUUCCUGAGCAAACCCUCACAUGGACAAACAUAAUGUAUGAGGUGGAUACUCAAGGAUGUGAUUGUCAGCAGUUCCCAUGAUUGUAGUGACUGGAAAUAGUGCCACUGUGAUUAUGGGGAAAGUUGCUGGCCAUAGUUGCUCUUUCCUGUAUCGUAUCUUGCUCCUCCAUGCGAUCCAUUCUUAAGGAAGGUCAGGAAAUGGAAUAUGUAUGUACACAGCAGAUACAAUGUAAAUUGGUCUUAAGAGGGAAGGUGAUCAGGAUAUGGAAACAUUCUGUAAAAUGCUCAACACACUCUGGAGAUUGCGAGCCCCUUGUAUUUAUGUGGAGGGGAAAUUUUGCAGAGUUCUGUGCUUAAUGACAGUUCAGAGGUUAAAGUGAUUGUCCCGUGGCAUCUGUAUUUUUCAUAGCUUCCUAUUCCUUUCCUUAUACAACCUUGAGUGGCCCAUGCUCCUCAGCCCUUGAGGUUGAGGACAGCUGUCCUUGCCAUCACAUCCCAAGACUGUGAAAAUUGGCACAUUGCCAUUGGAAUACAUUGGCCUAGUUUGCAUUGAGUGCAGAGCUUGUGAUCCUAGCACAGAUUCCCAAUCCCUAUCACCAUGGCCCAUUGACCCUUUGGCCUUCUAGGACUCCAUAGCACAAUGUGUCCCUGCCAAUGCUCUUUAACAUUUUCCUUCUCUU